AUGGCGUCGUGGACAGACCUUACCGACAAGAUCCAAGAGUCUGAAAAGGCUUCAGCAGAUAUUCCGACGCCCAAUCCCCCAUUGCAGAACGCAUUUCGAAAAGAACAUCUCCAUUCCCUGAAGACCGCUUAUUUUGCGGGUGUCAUGUCUGAAAAACAUGAGUGCCUUCUUGAUGUAGGGCAAUUAGAAGCCAAUGCUUCCACCUCGCGCUGGAUGCCGGCGGCGGGUAUACGGAUGGGGACAAGACGUGCAGUUCAUACGGUUGCGAUUAUCAUCCGACGAUGCGCCGCGCCUUUCUGGCUCAAAUCGGCCAACCCUCCAGAAAAGCCGAGGCGGACAGCUUAUCUCGACGGACUUCGAGGCUUCGCAGCAUUUCUGGUGUAUUGGCAUCACCAUGAGCUGUGGGUUCACAAAGCAACCGGACAAAACGAGCUGUUGGAAAACAGUUUCGGAUAUAACGGCAACUUCCAUCUCGUGGCAUUCCCAGGGGUCCGGAUCCUGUUCAAUGGAGGACACUAUGCUGUGGCCACAUUCUUCGUCAUCUCCGGCUACGUUCUCUCUGCGAAGCCGUUGAGCUUGAUCCACGAGGGCGAACUCACGAAGCUGGGGGAUAAUGUCGCAUCGGCGCUCUUCCGAAGAUGGCUUCGCCUUUGGAUCCCGCUCAUGGCCGUGACACUUGUAUACGUCAGUUCAUGGCAUUUGCUGGGCAUGUGGGUCGAAGAUGCCAGCCCCAAGUCAACAUGGCUUGCGGAGGUCUGGUCGUGGUAUACGGAGAUGAAGAACUUCAACUUCGUGUUCAGUGGAGGUGAACCAUGGCUCUCAUAUGAUAUGCACCUAUGGUCGAUCCCAGUCGAGAUGAAAGGGUCUAUUGUGGUCUACACUACACUUGUGGCGUUAUCGAGGGUCUCUCGGAACGCCCGUCUUUGGUGCGAACUGGCACUCAUCUUCUAUUUCUCCUACAUUGCGGAUGGCUGGUAUUGCGCCAUGUUUGUGUCGGGCAUGCUGCUGAGCGACCUGGACUUACUGGCUGCGAAACAGCAAUUGCCUCGGUGGAUAUCCAGGCUCUCGUCAGCAAAGGCUUUCGUAUUCUACCACUUGCUUGCUUUCAGCCUGUACCUUGGUGGUGUUCCGGAAUCCGGUUCCCGCGACGUAGCACAACUCGGAAAACAGAGAGGAUGGUACUACCUGUCACUGCUGAAACCGCAAGCCUUCUUCGACUACAAAUGGUUCUACCUACUCUGGGCCGCUACAUUCCUCGUGGCUUCGUCGCAGCAUAUCAAGUGGCUCAAAGGCUUCUUCGAGACCCGCUUCUGCCAGUAUCUCGGUCGCAUCUCGUAUGCGUUGUACCUGGUUCACGGUCCGGUUCUGUGGACGUUGGGCGACCGUAUUUAUACUGCUGUUGGGUGGCAUUCGGAGCAACAGCUGCAAAACCUCAGCCACUGGGCGGAUAAGUUUGCGCUAUCAAAGACAGGACCUUUGGGACUCGAGAUCUCAUUCAUUCUGCCACACAUUAUACUGCUGCCAGCCACUAUAUGGUUGGCGGAUAUUGUCACGAGGUUGAUUGAUGAGCCGAGUGUCAGGUUCGCGCAGUGGUUGUAUUCACGCAUGCUGCCACACGCUGUGAAGGAUUAG
Molecule: messenger RNA, 1632 nt
Organism: Neoarthrinium moseri
Lineage: Eukaryota; Fungi; Ascomycota; Sordariomycetes; Amphisphaeriales; Apiosporaceae
Exons: 1
Coding region: 1-1632 (543 amino acids)
Biological process (GO): polysaccharide biosynthetic process
Cellular component (GO): membrane
Molecular function (GO): acyltransferase activity, transferring groups other than amino-acyl groups
Source: RefSeq, a predicted model, not a curated record